Molecule: messenger RNA, 1370 nt
Organism: Cajanus cajan (pigeon pea)
Lineage: Eukaryota; Viridiplantae; Streptophyta; Magnoliopsida; Fabales; Fabaceae
Product: homeobox protein knotted-1-like 4
Biological process (GO): regulation of DNA-templated transcription
Cellular component (GO): nucleus
Molecular function (GO): DNA binding
Source: RefSeq, a predicted model, not a curated record
CAGCAAUCCCACCGUUGGAUCUCGAUCCCCGCGUCAAAACUCAAAACUCAUUCCUUAAAAAGCGCUUUUCCAAACCCCUUCUUCUUCUUCCAUUAAUUAAAAUGUAGCAGCCACUGCCACCAACAACCGCUUAACCUCAUGGCUUUCCACGACCACCAAAUACCGUUCCACCGCUUCGCCGACGACCAGGAGCUCAGCCAGAAUAGAGACAGCCUCCCACCGACAUGGCGCCAACAGAAUUUCCUCGAUCAGGAUUUGAGGGACUACAAAGCCGACAUUCUAGGACACCCUCUCUACGACCAACUCUUGUCGGCGCAUGUCUCCUGUCUCAGGAUUGCCACUCCCGUCGACCAGCUUCCCAGGAUCGACGCCCAGCUUCAGCAGUCGCACCGCGUGCUUCACAAAUACUCUGCUCUCCCCCACAACGCCGUCGUCGAUGACAAGGACCUUGAUCACUUCAUGACCCAUUAUGUUCUGUUGCUAUGUGCCUUUAAAGAAAAAUUGCAGCAGCAUGUCCGUGUUCAUGCAAUGGAGGCAGUGAUGGCUUGUUGGGAUCUGGAGCAGUCUCUGCAAAGCUUGACAGGUGUAUCUCCUGGUGAAGGAACGGGUGCAACAAUGUCAGAUGAUGAAGAUGAGCAGGCAGAGAGCAAUGGGAACUUAUAUGAAGGUAGCCUCGAUGGCGCUGAUUCUCUUGGCUUUGGUCCUCUUGUCCCCACUGAGACUGAAAGAUCUUUGAUGGAGAGAGUCAGACAUGAAUUGAAGCAUGAACUCAAACAGGGUUAUAAGGAGAAGAUUGUGGACAUAAGAGAAGAAAUUCUACGAAAGAGACGAGCAGGGAAGCUCCCAGGUGACACCACAUCCCUUUUGAAAGCUUGGUGGCAAGCACAUUCUAAAUGGCCCUACCCCACUGAGGAAGACAAGGCUAGAUUGGUGCAGGAAACAGGGUUGCAAUUAAAGCAGAUAAAUAAUUGGUUCAUAAAUCAAAGGAAAAGGAACUGGCAUACAAAUAACCCCUCAUCCUCAAGUAAUUCCAAAAGCAAGCGCAAGAGUGCAGGAGAAAGCAGCAAGCAGAGCUUCAUGUGAAUGGUGGCAUAUCUUGAACAAAAAAUGAUUGGUAUAUAUUGUUCAUCCUUUUAUGCACGCUGGUGGAAUUCAUAGCUCUUACGGUUCAGCGUGAACAUGAAAUGAUGGAUUCUUGAUGUAAAAGGGAAAUUCAUGAUAAAAUCAUUGUUAAGAAAUAGUGUUAACACUUCUGGUUGAAUUAUAGGAAACCCUAGCUAGUAUUGUUGUAUAUGCCGCUUCAUGCAGGUACAAUCUAUUGGAUUUAAUGGCUAGCAUGCUGAUACAUAUAACAUUUUCUUUUCUGCUUA